Messenger RNA from Brassica napus (rape), 1943 nucleotides. RefSeq names its product probable E3 ubiquitin-protein ligase HIP1. The record is from RefSeq and is a predicted model, not a curated record. NCBI's taxonomy places the organism in Eukaryota, Viridiplantae, Streptophyta, Magnoliopsida, Brassicales, Brassicaceae. Gene Ontology annotation, molecular function: ubiquitin protein ligase activity. Gene Ontology annotation, cellular component: nucleus. The transcript is spliced from 7 exons. The coding region runs from base 354 to 1742 and encodes 462 amino acids.
AAUAAAAAAUGAAGGAAAAAAAGAGAAACCAAUGAAAAAAUAGAAGAGAAAAAUGGGAAAUGAUAAAAUGCGAAAUAAAAACCUUUCAAUCGACACAGUGCGGAGAAGAAGUUUAGAAUCAAAGGAGAAACCGACGUCCCUCUCUCUCUCUCUCUCUCUCUCUCUCUCUCUCUCGCCUCCUCUUUGGAUCUCUCUCUCUCUGUCUCUCUCUCCCUGAUUUAACAUAAUCAGGGAGUUUUCGGUUUCGGAUUAUUACAAGUCUUUUUGUCUUGUCUUAGCUCUGUUGCAGCCCCCUUUGAAAUCUCCGAAGCUUUAUCCUUUUAUCUUUCAAGAGGGCUUAUGCAGCAAGCGAAAUGGGACAAAGAAAUAGAUCAGUCGAUUUAGAAAUGGAGCAGCAGCAGCACCACCAAUCUCAAGCCUCUCUCCAGCCAGGACCUUGCCUCCUUGUAGGCAGCUUUCCACAACCUGCCAUGGUUGCAAACGUUCCUAAUUCUCUUCAAGACAACUCGACAAUGUUCUAUGGUCUUCCUCAGUACCAUCAUCAUCAUCAUCAGCCUCCUCCCACCAACUACUAUGCUCCCUAUGUGGCAUUUCAGGCUCCCCCAAGUCAGUUACCAUCUUCUAGCAGUCACGGAGUAAGUUCUGAUCAUUUUAUGGAUCACACACCAGGGGCAUAUAAAAGAAAGAACGCUGAAGGUCCUCAGUACUUAAGUACUUUAGCAGCACCAUUCAAUAAUGCACCUGAGACAGUAGCUCCAUUUGGAGGCGCAAGGAGCAGGCCAGGAGCUGUUACAAUGAACCCUGUUCUUCCUCCUCCUCCUCCUCCUCAUGCUCCAAACGGCUUCAUUCAAGGGAACUAUGCUGGUCAUCAUCCUUACCCACCUCCUGGCUCAAUAUGGUAUGAUCAACACCUUGGCAGACCCGAUGGUUCACCUUCGUUUUGGCCCCAUACACCUUACAUGCAAGGUAGUAACAUUGUCGCUGGUUCCUUAGAGUCUAGUAGAAGAAACCCUGCACCAUUCAUGUUUCCUUCUCCAUUAAACCCAAGGGACCAUUACUAUAGUCAUCAACAUCACCCGGCACCUCCUCCUGUACAAGGAGUGAGAGGUCAGAGCGCCACAUUAUACCCUCCCAUGGCUUCUUCACCCUCGUACAGAGUCCCUUUUAGGAACUUUGCUCCUCAGAACACAAUCAAUAACGGUCCAGAGAUGGGUCCAGUUCAACCAACAGGGUUUCGGAUAUACCAGCAUCCUCCACCUUUAGCAGCUCUUAGACAACACCGUGGAGGAGUUCCUCGGCUUAGAGUGAUGCCUGAUGAUGAAGCUGCUAUAUUGGAGUUUGGAGACUUCCUUGGCGGUUCUGGAAAUAACCACAUUGAUCAUCAUCGAGAUAUGCGUUUAGACAUAGAGGAAAUGUCUUAUGAGGAGCUUCUUGCCUUGAGUGAGCGGAUUGGGACUGUGAACACUGGUUUGCCAGAGGAAGAUGUUAAGAACCAUCUAAAAACAAGAACAUGUUCUGUCAUCAACCUUGCAGAAGAGUCAUCCUCGUCUCCACAAACAAAAGAUAGAGAAACUGAGCCUUGCACCAUAUGUCAGGAAAGCUUCAAGAACGAAGAAAAGAUUGCUACUUUGGAUUGUGGGCACGAGUAUCAUGCGGAAUGCUUGGAGAAAUGGCUGAUUGUGAAGAACGUUUGCCCAAUCUGUAAAUCAGAAGCAUUGGUCAUGGAGAAGAGAAAAGUAUAAUAGGAAGAAGAAGAAUGACUUCUUUUAAUCUAAUGGGUUUAUUAUUAUAUAUAUAUUUAUAUAAAAAAGGAAACUUACAUGAAGAGAAGAAAACUGAGUUUGGUUUUAUUUUUCAGCUCCAUAAGGAUUCUGUAAAUUUGUACAUUCUUUUGUUUGUGCACAUAUAACAAAUAUGUGAAUGGUCAAAAACUUUCUUUUUUA